GGACCCAUCGCCCAACGUCAGCGGCGCUACGGGGGUUCAGUGUAACGCAGCUGACGCAACUCCGGAGAGCCGGGACGUAGACGGAAGAAAAGGCGGAGGAGAGGGCGGCCGCCGCGGAGAGCGGGCCAGGGCUGGGGUCGGCGGCCAGCAGGUGUUUGGAUUUGUGACCACAUCUCAACAUGUUGAGACAUGUGCAACGCUCUGGCCUCCAGGCCUUCAGCCAACGUCUGCUACCGUGGGUCCAGUCCAUAGCUCUGCCCAGAUCUCAUCGCGUUCAGCCUUCAGCUAUUAGACAUGUUCGUUCCUGGAGCAACAUCCCCUUUAUCACGGUACCCCUCAGUCGUGCUCAUGGCAAGCCCUUUGCCCACCGAAGCGAGCUGAAGCACGCCAAGAGAAUUGUAGUGAAACUCGGCAGUGCCGUGGUGACCAGAGGAGAUGAGUGUGGCCUGGCACUGGGGCGCCUGGCGUCCAUUGUCGAGCAGGUCUCGGUGCUGCAGAAUCAGGGCCGAGAGAUGAUGCUGGUGACCAGUGGAGCGGUCGCCUUUGGCAAGCAGCGCCUGCGCCACGAGAUCCUUCUGUCUCAGAGCGUGCGGCAAGCCCUGCACUCAGGACAGAACCAUCUGAAGGAGAUGGCAAUUCCAGUCUUAGAGGCCCGAGCCUGCGCAGCCGCUGGACAGAGUGGGCUGAUGGCCUUGUAUGAGGCCAUGUUUACACAGUACAGCAUCUGUGCUGCCCAGAUUUUGGUGACCAACCUGGAUUUCCACGACGAGCAGAAGCGCAGAAAUCUCAACGGGACACUACACGAGCUGCUUCGGAUGAACAUCGUCCCCAUUGUCAACACCAACGACGCCGUUGUCCCCCCAGCCGAGCCCAACAGUGAUCUUCAGGGGGUAAAUGUGAUUAGCGUUAAGGACAACGAUAGCCUAGCUGCCCGUCUGGCCGUGGAGAUGAAAACUGACCUCUUGAUUGUCCUCUCAGAUGUGGAAGGCCUCUUUGACAGCCCCCCAGGCUCAGAUGAUGCAAAACUGAUUGAUAUAUUCUACCCGGGAGAUCAGCAGUCUGUGACGUUUGGAACCAAGUCUAGAGUGGGCCUAGGGGGCAUGGAAGCCAAGGUGAAAGCCGCCCUCUGGGCUUUGCAAGGCGGCACUUCUGUCGUCAUUGCCAACGGAACCCACCCCAAGGUGUCUGGGCACGUCAUCACAGACAUCGUGGAGGGAAAGAAAGUUGGCACCUUCUUUUCAGAAGUAAAGCCUGCUGGCCCUACGGUGGAGCAGCAGGGGGAGAUGGCUCGAUCUGGAGGGAGAAUGCUGGCCACCUUAGAGCCUGAACAGAGAGCUGAAAUUAUCAAUCAUCUGGCUGACCUGCUGACGGACCAGCGGGAAGAGAUCCUGUUAGCCAACAAAAAAGACUUGGAGGAAGCAGAGGGAAGACUUGCAGGACCCCUGCUGAAGCGUCUCAGCCUCUCCACGUCUAAACUGAACAGCCUGGCCAUCGGGCUGCGGCAGAUCGCAGCCUCCUCUCAGGAGAGCGUAGGCCGUGUCCUGCGCCGGACUCGGAUUGCCAAAAACCUGGAGUUAGAACAAGUGACCGUCCCCAUAGGUGUUUUACUGGUGAUCUUUGAGUCUCGUCCUGACUGUCUACCCCAGGUGGCAGCCUUGGCCAUUGCGAGUGGCAACGGCUUGUUGCUCAAAGGCGGGAAGGAGGCUAUGCACAGCAACCGCAUUCUUCACCUCCUGACCCAGGAGGCCCUCUCCAUUCAUGGAGUCAAGGAGGCCAUACAGCUGGUAAACACCAGGGAAGAAGUGGAAGAUCUCUGCCGCCUGGACAAAAUAAUUGACCUGAUCAUCCCUCGAGGCUCCUCCCAGCUGGUCAGAGACAUCCAGAAAGCUGCCAAGGGGAUCCCAGUGAUGGGCCACAGCGAAGGGAUCUGCCACAUGUACGUGGAUUCCGAAGCCAGCGUGGACAAGGUCACCCGACUUGUCAGAGAUUCCAAAUGUGAGUACCCAGCUGCCUGUAAUGCCCUGGAGACUUUGCUCAUCCACCGAGAUCUGCUGAGAACACCCUUAUUUGACCAGAUCAUUGACAUGCUCAGAGUGGAACAGGUAAAAAUUCACGCAGGCCCCAAGUUUGCCUCCUACCUGACCUUCAGCCCCUCAGAAGUGAAGUCACUCCGGACGGAGUACGGGGACCUGGAAGUGUGCAUCGAAGUGGUGGACAGCGUCCAGGAAGCCAUUGAUCACAUCCAUAAGUACGGCAGCUCCCACACAGAUGUCAUCAUCACCGAGAACGAGAAAACAGCCGAAUUCUUCCUCCAGCACGUGGACAGUGCCUGCGUGUUCUGGAACGCCAGUACCCGCUUCUCUGAUGGCUACCGCUUUGGACUGGGAGCUGAAGUAGGAAUCAGUACAUCACGAAUCCACGCCCGGGGACCAGUAGGACUCGAGGGAUUGCUAACUACUAAGUGGUUGCUUCGAGGGCAAGACCACGUGGUCUCAGACUUCUCAGAGCACGGAAGGCUAAAGUAUCUUCACGAGAACCUCCCUGUCCCCCAGAGACAUUUCAGCUGAGAGGAGCCAGUCAGUCAGGACUGUUCCGUACAGUCUGGCACAUGUAGGCCACUCGAGGAUCUCCAGAGAGAACCUGAUCUCAUCCCCCACUUCUUGGAAGGGUCUGCCUUCUGGACAGUUCACCUAUGCUUCUGGCUCAACUCAGCCUGUCCAACCUUAGCUAAUGUUCACACUCCAUUCUGGCCUCCUUGUGUGUGUCUGUCUCUGUUACUGGGGCUGAAUCUAGGGCCUGGCACAUGCUAGGCAAAUGAUCCACCGUCACACGUCUCCCUGGCCUGCAGUCUCAGGAAGAGAAUCAUUGUCGGAGGCAGAGGCUUGGCUUUUCCCAGUCUGUUCACACCACAGGUAGAAACUAAGGGAUGCAUCUAACAUCAGAGACAACGGGAAGUCCUGUCUGCUGUGACACCUCAGUGAGGGAGUCUCUCGGCAUUUGACUGGGCCAGCCUUGCCGGUCCUCAGCCUCUCGACAUGUAAUUCCAUCUCUUUUAUGUCUGCUCAUCCUCAGAAGGGGAGACUGGGAAUUCUUAAGGAAGGGUGACUCCUUAAAACCUUUAACAUUUUCAUUGGAAACGGAGACUAAAACAGACCGACCUACAUCCACCGGGAAGAUGACCUUUGUGGCUGUGAAGUUAUGGGUGUACAUCUUAUACAUCUACAGUCUGUCCCUGGCCCGGGGACACAGGGUACCUUCAAGGUAAUUGGGAUCUGAGCGUCACGCUGGAGGGAUGAAUUUCAGGAUGUCCCUACAAGUGGGAGGAAGAUCUGCAAUUAUUGCUUGACCUUUUUACGUGAAUUCUUUCGUCAUCCUAUUCUUGACCUCCUGGACAAAGACUAGAGAUUAUUUUAAUACUUUAGAUUCUUUCCCCAUUUUUUGAGAAAUAAAGUUCUUACAAAAGUCCACAUGCA
Rattus rattus (black rat) is the source of this 3473-nucleotide messenger RNA. It is a transcript of the gene Aldh18a1, whose product is annotated as aldehyde dehydrogenase 18 family member A1. Lineage: Eukaryota; Metazoa; Chordata; Mammalia; Rodentia; Muridae. Gene Ontology annotation, cellular component: cytoplasm; mitochondrion. The transcript is spliced from 18 exons. The record is from RefSeq and is a predicted model, not a curated record. Gene Ontology annotation, molecular function: glutamate-5-semialdehyde dehydrogenase (NADP+) activity; ATP binding; glutamate 5-kinase activity. Bases 180 to 2567 code for a protein of 795 amino acids.